This is a messenger RNA of Alternaria alternata, 742 nucleotides long. RefSeq lists its product as hypothetical. The coding region runs from base 222 to 623 and encodes 133 amino acids. Gene Ontology annotation, molecular function: nucleic acid binding; zinc ion binding; DNA-directed RNA polymerase activity. Gene Ontology annotation, cellular component: RNA polymerase III complex. The transcript is spliced from 3 exons. The record is from RefSeq and is a predicted model, not a curated record. Gene Ontology annotation, biological process: termination of RNA polymerase III transcription; DNA-templated transcription. Lineage: Eukaryota; Fungi; Ascomycota; Dothideomycetes; Pleosporales; Pleosporaceae.
CAGUCCGUUCCCAAGUGCGCGUCCCCAGUGGCUUUUCGCUGGGCCAUAAUCGCCCCGCACUUUGCCUAUCCCGGCCCUAGCGGUUCAGGGUCCGCUGUAACUUUUGAACUUCUUCGCCAUCAUCUCUGACGCGUCCAGCUCUGCGCUCUCUCUGUCGUCGCCAACCAUGUUACUCUGUAAGUUGUGCGCCGCCAAGCUCUCCUCGCUCGCUAGCAAUUGCCAUGCCCUCGUCUGCCUCAUCUGCAAAUCAAUCGCACCCAACACUAACAGCCAUAGUCUGCCCAACAUGCAGCAACAUGCUUCGCGUGUCCAAAGUACCCCCCGGUGACCCUACAACCGAAGACUCUGUCGGCCAAAACCGUUUCGAAUGCCUUACUUGUCCCUACCACUUUGUAAUCAACAAACGUUACUACGAGCGCAAGUAUCUGAAGAAGAAGGAAGUCGAAGACAUUUUGGGUGGAAAGGGUGCCUGGGAUAACGUAGACAAGACAGAAGUCCAAUGUCCCAACGAGAAGUGCCGGAACCACGAGGCGUACUGGUACCAGCUACAGAUUCGUAGCGCUGACGAGCCAAUGACCGCCUUCUACAAGUGCACCCAAUGCGCGAAAGAGUGGCGAGAAUGAUUUACGAAUCGCGUCAGAUAUCAGGAGUUUGGAAGCGGAGUUCUUGCUUUAAUAUACCCCGGUUGCAUUUGGUGAAUAGAUAUAAAUCUCAAUCUAACUUGCAGGCGCCACUCGCGCUU